AUGGAUCCAGGAAAUUCCAACCCGCAAAAGUUCGAUCCGACUGACACGUCCACCGUUUCCAAUCGCUGGAAAAAGUGGAAGAGAUGUUUCGAGAUUUUCCUGGAUGUACAGAAUGUCACCAUUCCGGAACGUAAAAGAUCCUAUCUACUCCACUAUGCUGGAAGCGACGUGCAGGAUAUAUACUUCAACUUAAAAGGAGAAGCAGAACUGGAAGUGCCGGAAGAUUCAAAUGUGUACAAGGAAGCAGUACAACUACUGGAUAACUACUUCUUGCCGCUGAAGUGUCUGCCCCGCGAGAGGCAUAUUUUCCGGAACUUGGAACAGGCAUCAGACGAAUCCAUCGAGAAAUUUGUGCUGCGUUUGCGCGAACAGGGUAGUUUGUGCGACUACGGUGAUUGGCUCGAAGAAAAUAUUAAAGAGCAGAUUUUCGAACGGGGAUAUUCUGACGAACUUAGAGCGAAGAUAUUGACGAAAGGUGACAUAACACUGGCGCAAACAGUCGAAAUCGGUCGUUCGCUAGAGACUAUAGCGAAGCACCGACGCAAUCUUCAAAAGCAGGAGGAGAUAAACCGAAUUGCUCGCCAAGGAGAAUGCUUCCGGUGUGGCCAUGAAGGUCACUACGCAAACGACGAAGAGUGUCCAGCACGAGACCAGGAGUGCGAAAAAUGUCAUUUGAUAGGACACUACAAACGAUGCUGCAAAACGAAGACGAAGAACACACGCAAGAAGAAGUUUGCGGGAAAAGAAAUACGACGUAAGAGCAAAGUCCGUCAAGUUGUAAGCGAUGAUUCGGUCACAGAAGAAGAUCAAGAUUCCACGUCAGAUGAAGAAGAACCUCUCAACUAUGUUUUCGCUACGAAUCCCGACCAAUCUGAUCUCGCAAAGUGCAAAAUUGGAGGAGUUAAAUUAAGCUGGACGAUUGAUUCCGGAGCAGGAGUAAACGUAAUUAGCAGUGACACUUGGGAGUUUCUGAAGGACCGCAACGUGAAGGUGGACUACCAAACCAAUCAAGUUUCAAAAUCGUUGGUGGCCUACGGGAACAACAAACUUGCGGUAAAAGGCAUGUUCGUUGCGGAGAUUGCGACGAAGAAAUCGUCAAUCAUAGACAAGGUGUACGUCGUCCAUGAAGGAGGAAGCAACUUGCUGGGUCGAAAAGCUGCUGUAAAGCUCGGCAUUCUAAAAAUUGACACGUCGAUUUGUGCGGUGGAGUCCAGCGAAGAAAAAAUCGGCAAGGUAAAGGAUGUGGUAGUGACAGUGCAGCUAAAUCCAACAGUGAAGCCAAUUCAACACACUCAAAGCCGUGUUCCGAUUCCACUUCAGCUAAAGGUCGAGAAAGAAAUAAAUAAGCUACUGCAACAAGACAUCAUCGAAACAGCUCCGAGGGAUUCACCGUGGAUAUCACGGUUGGUAGUACGGCCAAAAGGCGCUAAUUCAGAAGAGGUCCGUUUGUGUGUGGAUAUGCGCGAUGCCAACAAAGCCAUCAUUCCACAACACCACCCACUACCUACUUUCGACGACAUCAUACCGCACUUGAACAAUUGCAAGGUGUUUUCUAAAAUUGAUCUCAACAAGGCUUUCCACCAAAUUGAGCUUGCUGAGGAGUCCCGUGGGAUAACAACAUUUGCUUCACACAAUGGAUACUUCAGAUACAAACGCCUCACCUUCGGCAUGAAUUGUGCGUCGGAGGUUUUCCAAAACGUGAUUGAAAGGGUAUUAGCUGGAAUACCUGGAGUAAAGGUCUUCAUCGACGACAUGCUCGUAUAUGGAAGAGAUCGGGAGGAGCACGAUCGAGCACUGGUGAUGGUCCUGAAGCGAUUGAAAGAGUACGGAAUUACGAUCAACAAAAGAAAAUGUGAAUUCGGGCGGAGCCAAGUCACUUUUAUGGGGCACCGCCUGGAUGGAAACGGAAUAAGCCCUUCGGAGGAAAAAGUCGACUCUAUUCGUCGAUUUCGUUGCCCUGAGAAUGUAGAAGAAGUGCGAAGCUUCCUGGGGUUAGCAAAUUACCUCGGCAAGUUCAUCCCUAACCUUUCGACCUUAACUGCACCGCUUAGGGAGCUGCUCCACAAGAAUGUUCGCUUCAAAUGGAUUCCUGAGCACACCGAGGCAUUUGAUAAAGUGAAAGAGGCUCUGGCAGACCCCAGAAACCUCGGUUAUUAUUCCCCGUACGACGAGACGAUCGUGAUAGCCGAUGCGAGCCCAGUGGGUCUGGGCGCAGUUUUGCUGCAGGUUAAGGACGGACAGAAAAGACCGAUCUGCUACAUAAGUAAAGGACUGUCCUCGGCGGAGAGGGGUUAUGCGCAGAACGAGCGGGAAGCCCUUGCACUUGUGUGGGCGGUGGAGCGAUUGGAACCAUAUCUUCGGGGAUUGGAGUUCAAAUUGGUCACGGAUCACGAACCACUGAAAGUAAUCUUCAAUUCUAAGCGUAAACAGUGUUCCAGAAUCGAACGGUGGGCACUCAGGUUGCAGUCAUUUCGGUUCCAAAUCGUUCAUGUCUCCGGAAAGGCCAAUAUUGCGGACCCGCUGUCGAGACUUCCAAAAUUUCAAGACUGUACCACAUAUGAUCGGAAAGGAGAAACGCUAUUGUUGGCCGUACUGGAAGCUGCAAGGCCUACGGCGCUUUCGUUAAACGAGAUCGUUGAAGAAACCGUCAAGGAUGUACAUCUGGCAGCCGUAAAAGAAGCUUUGCAUACUGGCAAAUGGAGCGACGAACUCAAGAAAUAUUACCCAUUUCGUGAAGAAUUGAGUGAAUCCAACGAAAUUGUCUUGCGAAACGACAGAAUAGUGGUUCCGGUUAAUCUACGGCAGCGAGUGCUGAGCCUGGCACACAUAGGGCACCCAGGCAUCGAGAGGACGAAGCAACGCUUGCGGAGCAAGGUGUGGUGGCCAAACGUUGAUAAGGAUGCGGAGAAAAUGGUCAAAUCAUGUUUGGACUGUCAGUUGGUCACAGGGUCAGUAACUCCCGAAGCAAUGAACGUAAGAGAGCUCCCGCAACAACCGUGGCACGUGUUAGCAAUGGAUAUUUUGGGUCCGCUGCCAUCUGGUGAUUCGAUUCUCGUGGUAAUUGACCUAUACAGCCGCUACCGAGUUAUUGAAAUACUUCGUUCCACAACAACUGAAGACAUCGUGGGGCGGCUUGACCAGACGUUCAUGCGACUGGGCAUACCCGGUUUGCUGAUCGCUGAUAACGCUCGUAACUUCAGCAGCCAGAAGAUGCUAGAUUUUUGCAGAUUGAAUGGCAUAGAAUUGAGGCACACCACUCCUUAUUGGCCUCAAGCUAAUGGUGAGGUGGAGCGUCAGAACCGCUCCAUACUGAAGAUCCUGAGGAUUUCUGCGCUGAACGGUACCGAUUGGCGAAAGGAUUUGCAACAGGCAAACUACGUCUACUUGUUAACGAAACACCCGGCGACUGGGCGCUCACCGGCUGAGGUCGCUUUCGGAAGAAGAUUCCGAGACUGGAUUCCACAAAUUCCUCUGACUAACGAGGAUGACGAGAUUCGCGACAACGAUAAGGUGUACAAAAACAUGGCCAAGAAAUAUUUUGACUCCCAUCAUGCAACGCACCAACUGGAUCUGCAGCCUCAAGACCGUGUUUUAAUGCGUAAUCUCCUACCCCAGAACAAACUUGCGCCGUUGUAUCAUGCUGACCCUGCCAAAGUCAUUCAAACAAAGGGUAAUAGCGUGGUGGUGGAAACAAGCGAUGGCAGACGAUAUCGCAGGAAUUCAGCUCACCUUAAAAAGCUCCAUCAUGGUAACGAGAACGAAGAGGAGCAGCAGUGUGUGACAAUGGAGGAAAAUUCAAGUGCUGGGCCGGAAGCUGAGUGGGCUACACCUUUGUCCACAUCGCGCCUGGAGUCUAGUACACCAAUUGUCAACGACGAGAACCAACAACGCAGGGAAACACUUGGACGACCAAAGCGGGCUACAAGACGUCCGCUUCGUUACGAAGACUUCGACCUGGAAUAA
Uranotaenia lowii is the source of this 3963-nucleotide messenger RNA. RefSeq lists its product as uncharacterized. Gene Ontology annotation, molecular function: nucleic acid binding. Gene Ontology annotation, biological process: DNA integration. Lineage: Eukaryota; Metazoa; Arthropoda; Insecta; Diptera; Culicidae. The record is from RefSeq and is a predicted model, not a curated record. The transcript has a single exon. Bases 1 to 3963 code for a protein of 1320 amino acids.